Molecule: messenger RNA, 694 nt
Organism: Drosophila grimshawi
Lineage: Eukaryota; Metazoa; Arthropoda; Insecta; Diptera; Drosophilidae
Gene: COX6AL
Product: cytochrome c oxidase subunit 6A1, mitochondrial
Exons: 2
Coding region: 32-343 (103 amino acids)
Biological process (GO): mitochondrial electron transport, cytochrome c to oxygen
Cellular component (GO): mitochondrial inner membrane
Molecular function (GO): enzyme regulator activity
Source: RefSeq, a predicted model, not a curated record
UAAAUUCGAUAAAUUCUAAAGAAUAUACAACAUGUCGCUGGUUUGGGAACGAUAUUUACGUCCGUGCUUCAAUCAGAUUCGCCGCAGUCUAAACCUAAUUGGUGGCAAGACAACUGGCUCACUAGUGUGGAAGCGUGUCACCUUUCUGGUGGCGACACCAGCUGUUGCCCUAUGCAUGAUCAAUGCCUAUAACACUAAGCAGGAUGGGGAGAAGGCACGCGAGCCCUUUGUCAAAUAUGAGCAUCUGCGUCGUCGCAACAAACGCUUCCCAUGGGGCAAUGGGGAACGCAGCCUUUUCCAUAAUUCGAAUAAAAAUGCGCUUACAGAUGGCUACGAAGUCUAACUUGUUGUCUUACUAGACUGAAGAUAUCCAUUUUGUGUUCAUUGUUGGUUCGUUUGCCCGUUUUCAACCGCAGCAUAAAGUAACUAUCUUAAUAUGCAUUCAAGAUGAAAGAUACAUAUUUGUUUACAUAUGUCAAAAUAAAACCGAACCAAUCGCGCACAGAUACAAACAUAUACGCACGCAGCUGUUGGCGUUAACAACAGUUACUUGUGUUUUUGGGGCGUGGCCAAUUUAACUUUCGCUUUCUGAAAGUUACGCACUCGCUAAACAUUUGAUAAUAUUAAUAUCUAAUUUGCAAUGCUGCACCUGUACUUCUUCACUUACAAUUGUUUUCAGUUUGUUUCCCCUAAA